AUGAGUGAGUCAGCUCAAGGCCCCAGCCCAAAAGCCAUUCUCAACCCUCUCCAGAUGUUGCUCCUGGACCUCCAGCGCAGUUCCCCCAUCUCUACUCGGGGCCUGGUCAGCAGCCGCUUUCUCCCCAUCCACGCCCAUCCCCUCCUCAGCCGCCUGCCGUGGAGCAAACAUCUGGCCCCACCAUUUUACCUGCUCCACUCCACUAACCCUUACUCAACCCUAGCUUUAACGGCAGACUUCAAGAAGGCAUGGCUGCCCCUUUCGUCUGUGUCCCCGCUGUGCAAGUUCAAGCUGUCGCUUACCAAGGAGCCCGGACUGAUGUUUGAGUCUCCAAUACCAGCCUGCCACAGCCAGCAAAAGACUCCCACAACCCUGUCGUUACGGCUCAGGUUCUGGGACGUAAUUCUGUCCCGGAAGCGCAUCCUGGAGUUCCAGUGUCCUUACAGUCGUCCUCUGCCCGGGACGGCGGCGGCCGAUGGUCCUCCCGUCCCUCCGGACAGCCCUGCAGCCAGCCUCCCUCCUCCCACGCCUCGCCCUCGUCAUGCCAAGCCAGACCUCCCCCGGGAGGUGUUGGGACUACGUGCCGUUGCGGCUCAAGGCGAGCGUUUAUUCCACUGGGAAAUUCUUCAGUCUGACUGGUUUCAUGUCAAGUGA
Molecule: messenger RNA, 654 nt
Organism: Gadus chalcogrammus (walleye pollock)
Lineage: Eukaryota; Metazoa; Chordata; Actinopteri; Gadiformes; Gadidae
Exons: 5
Coding region: 1-654 (217 amino acids)
Source: RefSeq, a predicted model, not a curated record